Molecule: messenger RNA, 654 nt
Organism: Octopus bimaculoides (California two-spot octopus)
Lineage: Eukaryota; Metazoa; Mollusca; Cephalopoda; Octopoda; Octopodidae
Product: histone H2B, gonadal
Cellular component (GO): nucleosome
Molecular function (GO): DNA binding; structural constituent of chromatin; protein heterodimerization activity
Source: RefSeq, a predicted model, not a curated record
CCGGAGACAAGAAGCGCAAGAAGAAGAGGAAGGAAAGUUAUUCCAUCUACAUCUACAAAGUAAUGAAACAAGUCCACCCCGACACUGGUAUUUCCAGCAAAGCUAUGUCUAUCAUGAACAGUUUUGUCAACGAUUUAUUCGAAAGAAUAGCUUCUGAAGCCAGCCGUUUGGCUCACUACAACAAACGUUCAACCAUCAGUAGCCGUGAGGUCCAGACUGCUGUCCGUCUGCUUCUCCCUGGUGAGUUGGCCAAACACGCCGUCUCUGAAGGUACUAAGGCUGUCACCAAAUACACCAGCAGCAAGUAAAUCUAUUUUAGUCUUCGGUUGUUCGACAACGGUCCUUUUUAGGGCCAUCCAUAUUCUCCUGAGGGUAACUUUCGAUUCUUUAUUGAUCUGCGAUGCUUGUUAUUUACGUAAAUGUCGAUUUCAAAAAGUUUGGAUAUAAUGGCGUUUGUCAUAAAUAGUAUAUUGUAGUUUAUAAUUUACCUACUAGCAGAUGUACCUAUGUAUACAUUGUGGGUAUUGGGAUAUCACCAGAAGAUACAUGAGACACGUACAUAGCCACACAAUGCGACGUCACUGUCACAUGUAUUGAUGUUUUUCAAUAUUUUUAUGCUAAUUAGAAAUAAAAAUAGAAUUUUUUUUUUCCACA